CAUGACAGCCCUGGUUCCCGUUUUGCAAGACUCGGACGGGGGCUUUGGGGUAGGGUUGGAGACGGGCGAGGGAGCCCUGGAAGCGUGGGAGACGAGCCCGUUCGCGCGCGAAGGGUUUUCAAUUGCUAUUCUGAGACCGGCGUCCAUCGCGAGACCUAGCGGCGCAAAGCUGUUUCUACAAGCUGCCUGCUACUACUGCAAUAAAGCUCGGCACGUUUUGGUAGCCAUCGCUGGAGGCGCCUCGUGCGUAGCCCAGACAUCGUACGCUGAGGCGAGCCUUUGCAGGCCUGCCGACCUGUCAUACUCCACGACCAUCAUGCCUUGAUAGCUCUCUCGGGGCUGCGUUGUGUCGAGAGCUGCUGGAUAGGGGGCCCAAAACGUCGUCGCCGAACGUCGAGGCCAUCGCUCCGGGCGAGCUUACGGCGCAAGCUCUGGGCGCGCAAUAGUACAAAACGGGCGCUACAGAGGCUAUGAACAGCUCCAUGUUAUGGAUGCGGAUUACAAGUGAAGGGACAGCCCGACACGCCGUACCCACGUCGCGAGGGGCCUUGUUAUGCAGUGCCCGCCGUGCCGCCGCCCAGCGCACAACGGUGCGCAUGUACACGAGCCUCCGGUCAGUGGAGGUUAUUGCAGAGGUCAUCGGCGUGCUGCCUCCAGAGGGGGGGCCCAUCCUCCAGAAGCUGGUGAAGGCGGUGAAAGAGGACGUGGAGGAGGCGCAACAGGAGGCGCAGCAGCGCGUGGAGAAGGCGGAGCAGCGCGUGGAGAAGGCGGAGCAGCGCGUGGAGGAGGCGGAGCAGCGCGUGGAGAAGGCGGAGCAGCGCGUGGAGAAGGCGCAGCAGCGCGUGGAGAAGGCGGAGCAGCAGCGGCAGCAGGCGGAGCAGAGCAAGGAUGAGGCGGUGGCAGUGAUAAUCAGGGAGAAAGGCGCGAAGAUGGUGCUUGCGGACAAGCUCCACCUGAGGGAUAAGUUGCUCUCGCGGGCCAUGCACUCCGCGGGCGUCCGGGACGGCCGCAGCUGCCUGGAGUACCUGGAGGACCUCAACGGCAUCAUCAAGUGGCAGCGCGUCCAGGGCUGGACCAAGGUCCUGGAGCAGCGGCCCGACCUGAUCAAGUGCCUGGCCAAGGCGGUGCCGUCCUGGGGCGUGGACGCGAACAACUCCAACGCGGCAGGGAAGCUGGCGGGCAAGAUCGCGGGCAUGUUCAACGUGCUCAGCGGCGGAAUCCACCCCUUCAUCCCCGGGGUGGGCCUGGUCGUGUACGCCGGCGUUCCGGACGCGCCCACGUGCGAGGGCCUGGUGUGCCUGGCGGAGGCGCUCGGAGUGCCGUGCGAGUGGCAUCAUUCCCUUUCGCCUUGAGUGGCCGAGCAGCCUUCAGCGCCAGGCGGGUGGAGGCAACGGGGGCAUAACCAUGAGUGUCCUCUGCGGGGGCGGCAUGACUCCAUGGGGGGCACCGGGGCAGCUGGGAUGGCCGCGACCCCUGACGCCUGUUGCGCGCCAUAGUGGUAUGCGCUGGGCGGCCUGGUGUGUCCCUUGAGAUUAUGCAGCUGCCACCGGUGGUUGGGGGUGUGGGCCAGCUGCCGUUGGUGCAGCGCGUACAGGCGCGGUAGGCGGGGUUGACGGUGCGGUGUGUGCUGGGGGCCUGUGACCUGCUCCCGUACGUGCCUCCUUGGACUCGGGUGGCGGUCGCGUGGCUUCGGCGGGUGCAUUUGGAUGUGACACCGCUGCGGUUGUUGAUGCAUGGCAGCCGGUGCUUUUGCGGGGUCUUCAAUGGAAGAACCAGCACAAAGAAGCGUGGUGGAGGGUGGCUGCGAAUGCGUGCUGGGCGUUCCCUCGCCAUGGCGAUGAGACGGGCAGACGGCGGGCGAGUAGUGCUGUCCGAUGCGACUACACACAGCCAGCACUAUCGUAAAAUAAUCGAAUAGAUAG
Chlamydomonas reinhardtii is the source of this 1922-nucleotide messenger RNA. RefSeq lists its product as uncharacterized. The transcript has 6 exons. The record is from RefSeq and is a predicted model, not a curated record. The coding region runs from base 597 to 1352 and encodes 251 amino acids. NCBI's taxonomy places the organism in Eukaryota, Viridiplantae, Chlorophyta, Chlorophyceae, Chlamydomonadales, Chlamydomonadaceae.